Ipomoea triloba (trilobed morning glory) is the source of this 5610-nucleotide messenger RNA. Its product is annotated as protein RNA-directed DNA methylation 3. Gene Ontology annotation, biological process: transcription elongation by RNA polymerase II; transcription elongation-coupled chromatin remodeling; regulation of transcription by RNA polymerase II. Lineage: Eukaryota; Viridiplantae; Streptophyta; Magnoliopsida; Solanales; Convolvulaceae. Gene Ontology annotation, molecular function: mRNA binding. Gene Ontology annotation, cellular component: DSIF complex. Bases 8 to 5263 code for a protein of 1751 amino acids. The record is from RefSeq and is a predicted model, not a curated record. The transcript is spliced from 21 exons.
UAGGAAAAUGGUCUCGUCGAAGGGCAAGGAGAAGGUCGGCGCCGGCGACAAGGCCGGGGCCGGCAAGCGGAAGAUCGAUCUCACCGGUGGAAAGGAUGACGACAAGACCGGCAAAAGGAAGAGGAACGACGUCCUUCAGUUCUUCGAAGACAGCGCUUUCGAGGUCGGAGAUGACGAGUACAGUGACGAUUCUGACUUCUUCGACACUGAUUUUAUUGAUGAUGAAUUUGGCACUGAUGAUGGAGUCCAGAAGCAACAUGAGAAAGCCCCUGUCUUCCCUUUAGUACCUAAGGAGGAGGAAAUGGAUGAAGAAGAGUUAGAAAAAAUGUUGAGAGAGCGCUACAAAGCAGGUUCUAGUUUUGUUAAAUUUGCAGAAGAUGGAUAUGAAAAGAAAGGAUCAAUUCAAGAGGACAUAUCUGUGCCCUCCACCAAGGACCCUACUAUAUGGAAAGUCAAAUGCAUGGUUGGUCGUGAAAGGCAUUCAGCUUUCUGCCUUAUGCAGAAAUAUGUGGACUUGCGAGUUCUGGGAAUGAAGCUCCAAAUAAUUUCCGCUUUUGCUCUUGAUCAUGUGAAAGGCUUUGUCUAUAUUGAAGCAGAUAAACAGUCUGAUGUUAAUGAGGCUUGUAAAGGGCUCUGCAGUAUAUAUUCCAGUCGGAUGUCUCCAGUUCCAAGGAACGAAAUUUCUCAACUGAUAUCAGUACGAAGCAAGUGCAAUGGAAUUUCUGAGGGCAUGUGGGCUCGUGUUAAGAGUGGCAAAUACAAGGGGGAUCUAGCGCAGGUUGUGGCAGUGAAUGAUGUACAGAAAAAAGUCACAGUGAAGCUGAUUCCAAGAAUAGACUUGCAAGCACUGGCUGAGAAAUUUGGUGGAGGAGUUGUUGCCAAGAAGGCUUCCAUUCCAGCACCAAGGCUAAUCCGCUCUACUGAGCUUGAAGAUUUUCGUCCUCUCAUCACAAUUCGCAAGGACCGUGAGACAAACCAGAUGGUUGAAGUUCUUGAUGGAAAGAUGCUUAGAGAAGGCUAUUUAUUUAAGAAGGUGUCGAUUGACUCUUUGUGCUUUUGGGGUGUAAUGCCUUCUGAAACUGAGCUCCUGAAGUUUGAGCCUUACAAGAAUGAUGAACCCCAAGAUACCGAGUGGCUUUCCCAGCUCUAUGGUGAGCGAAAGAGAAAACGAACAAUUAAGCAUGACAAAGGGAAUGGGAAAGGUGGUGAGAAAGGAGAGGGUUCAUCAAACUCUGCCAAUGGAAACAAUUUUGAAGUAGAUGAUCUUGUGUUUUUUGGUCGCAAGGACUUUGGCAUUAUCAUUGGCACUGAGAAGGAGAAUGUGUAUAAGAUCAUGAAAGAAGGUUCAGAGGGACCGGUGCUAGUGACUGUUCAACUUCGUGAACUAAGAGCAGCAUGCUUUGAUAGAAAACUGUUCACCGUAAAAGAUCAACAUAAAAAUACAAUUUCCAUUAAUGACAUUGUCAGGGUUUUGGAUGGUCCAUCAAAGGAUAGACAAGGGAUUGUUAAGCAAAUCUACAAAGGUGUCAUCUUUCUGUAUGAUGAGAUGGGUGAGGAACAUAACCGGUAUGUCUGUGUUAAAGCUCCAGUGUGUGAAAGAAUUUCCCGUAGCCAUGGUUUAUUGUCUGGGAAGGAAAGUGAGGCUGGACCAUCUACAGGUUUUGCUGAAACUCCAUCAUCUCCAAAUACCCCAUUGUCACCUAAGAAACCUUGCAGAGAGAGGGUUUCUCGUGGGGAUAAAGAUGGACUACUAUUCUCUGUUGGUCAAUCAGUCAGAAUACGUGUUGGUCCUUUGAAGGGAUAUAUCUGCCGUGUCUUGGCUGUACGUCAAUCUGAUGUCACUGUUAAACUUGAUUCACGGCAAAAGAUUCUUACAGUUAAAAGCGAGCAUCUCUCUGAGGUUCAUGGAAGGUCUUCUACCAUUUCUUUGGGUAGUGCUGAUCCAGAGGCUGCAAAACCAUUUGAUCUGCUUGGAGCACAGGAUGGCUCAACAGAUUGGACUUCUGGAGGGUUACCAGCUUCUGCACAAGAUGAAAAUUGGAAUGCAGGAUUGCCAUCAAAUGAAAGGAGCGCUUGGCCUUCUUUCCCUGCAUCAAGCUGCUUAACAACUCAACUGGAUCCUAAUUCCAUAAGUCCUCUCACUGCAGUUGAUGUGAAUAAUGAUGCUGGAAAUUCUGCUUGGGAUAGUGGGACAACUCAAAAUAAGAAUGCAUCAUGGGGUGCAUCAGGAGUCUCUGAGAAAAAUGUUGCUGAUGCUGGACAAGAUAGUGGCUGGGGAGGGAGUGAUAGUUGGAAGAAAAGUGUUCCCACUACAGGAGUUGGUAGCAGUAGUUCUGAUGGUACCAACAAGGACAAUGCUUCCAACUGGGGUGCUUCUGGAACCACACCAGGGAAAGAAACUAGUGGGAACUGGAAUCAACCUGAAUCAAGUGGUUGGAAUAAAGCUACAGUAAGGAAUGAAGGCCAAAGUGAAGGAUGGGGUAACAAAGUGAAUGGUGGAGGAAGUGAUGGGUCUAGUUGGGGCAAAUCUGUGGGUUCUCAAGGUAAAGGGGCUAUUGUUGGAAACAGUGAUGCUUGGGACAGCAAGGGAGUGGCAUCUAGCUCCUUAUCUGGUCCAGUUAGUGAGAGUAAGGGAUGGGGCAAUGCUGGUAGUUCACAGGAUGGCGGGUCCACUUGGAGCAAACAAGAUGCAGGAUCUUCUUGGAAUAAGAAGGAAGAUAAAUCUUCAUGCGCAAAGCAAGGAGGGACUCAAUCUUCUUGGGGCAAACAAGACAGUAAGAUACCUGAUAGUUCUGGUGGGGGUGAUGGUGGGUCUUCUUGGGGAAAGCAGGAGGGUGCAUCAUGGGGCAAACAAGAUGGGGGAUCUUGGAAUAAGAAGGAAGAUACUUCAUGGAAUAAGCAAGGGGGAGGACCAUCCUCAGGCCAGCAAGCCAACAAGGAUGGUGGGUCUUGGAACAAACAGGAGGGUGGAUCCUCAUGGGGCAAACAAGAUGGGGGAUCUUGGAAUAAGGAAGAUAAGUCAAAUAAGCCAGGUGGAGAGACAUCCUGGGGCCAGCAGGCUGACAAGGAUGGUGGGUCUUGGUGCAAACCGGAGGGUGGAUCCUCAUGGGGCAAACAAGAUGGGGGAUCCUGGAAUAAGGAAGAUAAGUCAAAUAAGCCAGGUGGAUCCUCAUGGGGCAAACAAGAUGGGGGAUCUUGGAAUAAGGAAGAUAAGUCAAAUAAGCCAGGUGGAGAGACAUCCUGGGGCCAGCAGGCUGACAAGGAUGGUGGAUCUUGGAGCAAACCGGAGGGUGGGUCAUCUUGGAAAGGAGCAAAAACUUUUGGUUCCGGUGAUGGAUAUGGCAAUCGGAAUGGAGGUGAAUUUGGGAAUAAAGAUGGUUCAGAUCAACAAGGAAGCUGGGGUAGGGAAAACACUUUUGAUGGCGGCCGUGGUUUUGGAGGCAGAAGAGGAAGGGGUGGCGGCAGAGGAAGAGACAAUUUUGGAAGAGGUAGAGGUAGGGGAGGGAGAUCUUUUGAUCGAGGUGAGUCAAGCAGCUGGGGCAAGGAAGGUGAAGAUAAUAAUGGAUCAGGAUUUGCUGGGGGAUCUAGUUGGAAAAGUUCUCAGGAAAGCUCUUGGGGUAAAGUCACAUCAAGUACAGGUUGGAAAACUGAUCAAUCAGAAAAGCACGAGGGAUCAGGAUUUGCUGGGGGGCAAACUAGUUGGAAAAGUUCUCAGGAAAGUUCCUGGGGUAAGGUAACAUCAAAUGAUGAAAACAAUAAAGCAAGUUCGGGUUGGGGAAGUACUCAAUCAGAAAAGACUGAAAACAACAAAGCUGGAUCAAGUUCGGGUUGGGGAAGUAAUCAAUCAGAAAAGACUGAAAGCAACAAAGCUGGAUCAAGUUCGGGCUGGGGAAGUGAUAAGUUAGAAAAGACUGAACGAGAUGAAGGUGGCUGGAAUGCUGCCAAACCUUCUGGUGAAACCCAGUCAUCUAGUUGGAACAGAAAAUCAUCUACGAAUGAAGAAAAAACUACGAGUGGAGGUGAUGGGUGGAGCACCGGUAAAGGAAGUGGUUCUGAAAAUAAUCAGUCAUCAGGUUGGAAUAAAAAAUCUAGUGAUGGUGGUGGAAUUGGAGAUGCUGUAAGUGGUUGGGGCAAUAAUGAACAAUCUUGGAAAACUAACAAUUCCGCUGCAGGAAAUCAGUCAUCUGGGUGGAAGAGUGAAGGAAGCCAGGAUCCUAAUGCUUGGAGCAGCAAAAGUAACUGGAACUCAGGAAGUGGCUUUGCUGGGGAUGAACAGCAGCCUGACAGUUCGAAUGAGAGGGGAAGAGGUGGAUGGAGGGGUGGCCGUGGUGGAUCAGAUAUAGGUGGCUUUGGAGGCAGAGGUGGAUCAGAUAGGGGAGGCUUUCGAGGUAGAGGUCGGUCAGAUAGGGGAGGCUUUCAAGGUAGAGGUGGAUCUGAUAGGGGUGGCUUUCGUGGUAGGGGUGGCUUUGAUAGGGGUGGAUUUGGGGGCAGAGGGCGAGGGAGAAGAGAUCAAAAUGAUGAAUGGAACAACAGAAAUGAUUUUGGCGAUGGCAAGCCCAGCAGUUGGAGCAGUGGGUCAGGCAGUGAUCCUGGUAGCUGGAAAGCUAGUGAUGGUAGUGGAAGUUGGAGUCAAGGUGGCAGUGGAAAAGGUCAGUGGCAGAGUUGGUCUGCAGGUGGUAGCACAUCUAAAGUAGAUGGACAUAGCUCGAAAGCUGGUGGAUGGAACAAUAAAAAUGACUCUGGGGAUGGUAAGCCUGGCAGUUGGAAGACUGGAUCAGGCAGUGAUGCUGGAGGUUGGAAAGCUAGUGAUGAUAAUAAGGGGAGUUGGGGUGGGACUGAGAAAGGCCAGGGCGGUUGGAAAAAUGGGUCAGGCAGUGAUGCUGGUGGUUGGAAAUCUAGUGAUAACAAGGGGAGUUGGAAUGAAACUGGCAGUGGGAAAGGCCAGGGGCAAAGUUGGUCUGCAGCUGGUAGCACAUCUAAAACAGAUGGACAUGUCUCAGAAGCUGGAGGAUGGAACAAAGGGUCCAGUGCAAAUGCUGCUGGAGGUGAUGCUAGUGCCAGUAAAUGGUCUACCCCUACCCAAGAGAACACUUCAGGAAAUCUGAACUCAUCUUGGAAUUCAAGCCAAUCAAAUGCUUCUGAAUUUGAAAAAUCCAAAGAAGCAUGUGGAGCUACUGAAAGUGGAGGGCCUGCUGAUGCAUGGGGUAAGGCAUCUAGCUCUUGGGGCAAAGGGAGUGAUGGAGGUGGCAAGGGAGGGUGGUGAUGGCUCCUGAAAGGUGUGGUUGCUUGAUGUGGGGAUGGCCAUGCUUGGUGCCCCCUGGACCAUCUUUUUAAUUAUGCUUUAGUUGUAAAUGGCCUGAAGCCAUAUUGAAACCAGAAGUUUAGUUUUUUAACCAAUUGAGGUUAUGUACAUUUUGGACGAAAGCUUCGUAGGAGCUAAUUACUCCGUAUCAGUUUUUUACUUCCAACCUGGUUUCUUCAUCUCAGACUUACCAGCAUACUAAUAUAAUAAUUGUAUGUAAACCUUGGAAAGUUGACUCUCAAUUCUCCAAUUCUCUUCCUGACGUUUGAUACUUUGAUGGGUUUAUUCAAGGCAUGGCUUUACUGCUA